UCAGGUACUGCCAGUGCAAGGAGAAGCGACAAGAGGAGCAGGACACACAAAAUGGUCGUCUGUAAAUUUUAUAUGCAGGGACGUUGUCAGUUCGGACAGAACUGCCGCAACGAACACCCUCGAGUAGGAAGAGGCUCUAGAGAAGAUGCAGGGCAUAGAAACCAGGUUUCUGUGAAUACCUCGCAGCAAAAAGGAGGAUUCAGCCAUCAAGGGUCCUCCCACGUGAGCAAUCAGUGUGGCGGGAGAGGACACAGCUUGAAGAGCGCCGAAAUUAGCCUCUCUUCUCAAAACAGCAACCACAGGGACUAUGAGCAGGGACAAAGAGGAGGAGAAGGAGAAAAAGGACGAGAAAGAAGACCAGCACCGGGUGAAGAGGAUGAAAAGCAGAAACUGGAGACCAUUGAGACUCAGAGUGACAUGAUGGUUUGGGAGAGCUCAGGCCAGUCAAGCUUCUCAUGUUCCAGCGGCUCCAAGGCACCGUUUCUUGGGUUGGACAUAUCUCCAGAAGAGCAGAGGUCUGAAUAUUACGCCACCAAGAGUUACCUCGACAGCAUCACCUGGUUGCUCAUUCAGUGGGGAGACCGGAUGGACCCAUCGACUCGUGCAGCUUUGCUUGUAGAACUUAGAAAUCCAGCGCCUCAGGUCUUGUCAAGUGGCUUUGGCUCAGCACCUACAAGAUGUGGGUCCUCUUCCCCUGAUGUUGGUAAUGAAGGGUUUGAGGGAGAACCACCAGCCCAAGCAACUAAGCUCAGUGUAGCUUCUCCAGCGAGUGGACUGGGCUCCCCAGUGGUCCCAACAUCUCCACCGGGUGCUGUCGAAAUCUCAGGCGAUCUUUUCUCCCUUGAGAGCCAGCUGACCCAGGACCAGCUCAAAGCCCAGAGUUUCACUUUGGGCCUGGUUCCUCUGAAGCCGCCUCCCGCUGCAAUGCUUGCCAUUUAAUGUUUGCUUAUGUUUUUGUUUUUCCCCCAUAUUUAACUGUUUUUACUGACUUUAACUUGUGCACUUAACAUUUACAACAAACCCCACCCCCUUCACACCCCAAACAAUCCUUUAACAAAUGAAA
Molecule: messenger RNA, 1063 nt
Organism: Entelurus aequoreus (snake pipefish)
Lineage: Eukaryota; Metazoa; Chordata; Actinopteri; Syngnathiformes; Syngnathidae
Product: nucleoporin NUP42-like
Exons: 7
Coding region: 52-939 (295 amino acids)
Cellular component (GO): nuclear envelope
Molecular function (GO): metal ion binding; nuclear export signal receptor activity
Source: RefSeq, a predicted model, not a curated record